Messenger RNA from Lipotes vexillifer (Yangtze River dolphin), 2277 nucleotides. It is a transcript of the gene BMP7, whose product is annotated as bone morphogenetic protein 7. NCBI's taxonomy places the organism in Eukaryota, Metazoa, Chordata, Mammalia, Artiodactyla, Lipotidae. The transcript has 7 exons. The record is from RefSeq and is a predicted model, not a curated record. Gene Ontology annotation, biological process: BMP signaling pathway. Gene Ontology annotation, cellular component: extracellular region. Gene Ontology annotation, molecular function: growth factor activity; cytokine activity. Bases 520 to 1815 code for a protein of 431 amino acids.
CACCACUCUGGGGCUCCCGAGGCGGCCUCUCGUGCGAUCAAGGGUGCGCAGGGCCGGGAGAGCGACCUGGGGCCCCUCUUCUGGGCGCCGGAGUUCGGAAGAGGGUGGGUCCCCGCCGCCCAAGAGCAAGAGCGCGAGAGGAGCCGGAGAAAGGAGCGCCCGCUCGCCCGCCGCCUCGCUGCCACCCCGGCGCUCGCUCUCCCGGCUCCUAGGUUUGCUGGCUGCUCCUCCCACCCGCGCCCGCCUCUUUGCUCGCGCUCGAGCCGGUUUCCGAGCCCCGCGGUGCGCCCGGGCGAGUGCGGGGCGAGGGGCCCCGGGGCCAGCGCCGAGCCGGGGGCGGGGGUCCGGGCAGAGCGCAGCCGGCCGGGGAGGGGCCAUGUCCGGCGCGGGCGCAGAGGGGCCCGUCUACAGCAAGUGACCGAGCGGCGUGGACGGCCGCCUGCCCCGCUCCGUCACCUGGGGCGGCGCGGGCCCCGGUGCCGGGUGCCCGGAGCCCGGGUCGCGCGUAGAGCCGGCGCGAUGCACGUGCGCUCGCUGCGCGUCGCGGCGCCCCACAGCUUCGUGGCGCUCUGGGCGCCCCUGUUCCUGCUGCGCUCCGCCCUGGCCGACUUCAGCCUGGACAACGAGGUGCACUCAAGCUUCAUCCACCGGCGCCUCCGCAGCCAGGAGCGGCGGGAGAUGCAGCGCGAGAUCCUCUCCAUCUUGGGCUUGCCCCAUCGCCCGCGUCCCCACCUCCAGGGCAAGCACAACUCGGCGCCCAUGUUCAUGCUGGACCUGUACAAUGCCAUGGCGGUGGAGGAGGGCGGCGGGCCCGACGGCCAGGGCUUCUCCUACCCCUACAAGGCCGUCUUCAGUACCCAAGGCCCCCCUCUGGCCAGCCUGCAAGACAGCCACUUUCUCACCGACGCCGACAUGGUCAUGAGCUUCGUCAACCUCGUGGAACACGACAAAGAGUUCUUCCACCCACGUUACCACCACCGGGAGUUCCGGUUUGAUCUUUCCAAGAUCCCAGAAGGGGAAGCGGUGACCGCAGCCGAAUUCCGGAUCUACAAGGACCACAUCCGGGAACACUUCAGUAACGAGACGUUCCGGAUCAGCGUUUACCAGGUGCUGCAGGAACACUUGGGCAGGGAGUCGGACCUGUUUCUGCUCGACAGCCGCACCCUCUGGGCCUCGGAGGAGGGCUGGCUGGUGUUCGACAUCACGGCCACCAGCAACCACUGGGUGGUCAACCCACGGCACAACUUGGGCCUGCAGCUCUCGGUGGAGACUCUGGAUGGGCAGAGCAUCAACCCCAAGUUGGCAGGCCUGAUCGGGCGGCAGGGGCCCCAGAACAAGCAGCCCUUCAUGGUAGCCUUCUUCAAGGCCACCGAGGUCCACCUCCGCAGCACCCGCUCCACGGGGGGCAAGCAGCGCAGCCAGAACCGCUCCAAGACACCCAAGAACCAGGAAGCCCUGCGGGUGGCCAACGUCGCAGAAAACAGCAGCAGCGACCAGAGGCAGGCCUGUAAGAAGCACGAGCUGUACGUCAGCUUCCGGGACCUGGGCUGGCAGGACUGGAUCAUAGCGCCCGAAGGCUAUGCCGCCUACUACUGCGAGGGGGAGUGCGCCUUCCCUCUGAACUCCUACAUGAACGCCACCAACCAUGCCAUCGUGCAGACACUGGUGCAUUUCAUCAACCCGGAAACGGUGCCCAAGCCUUGCUGUGCUCCGACUCAGCUCAAUGCCAUUUCCGUGCUGUACUUUGAUGACAGUUCCAACGUCAUCCUGAAGAAAUACAGAAACAUGGUCGUCCGGGCCUGUGGUUGCCACUAGCCCCUCCUGGAAGUCAGACGCUUCGGGGCCACGUUUUUCCAGAUCCUGGGCCCCUCGCCGCCCAGCAUCUCCCACCACCUCGGCGAGGAGCCCGCAGCCCAGCCGCCUUUCGCGAGGCCUUCCCGUCCCCCUCUCCAACUGCAGCGCUGUAGGAGUGUUCAGGAAUUUGAGAGGCAGAUGGCUUUUGAUCCGUUUUUCGUUGGCAUCCUACAGACAAGAUCCUACAAGCUGCUGCAGGGAAAACAUAUAUCAAGAAAAAUUGCCGGGCCCCGAUCGCCGGCUGCGAGGUCUCAGCUGUGCACCGACUCGUUCCCAGGGGUAAUGAUGACACCCUUCGGCCCGGCCACCAGCAGCGGGGGGAAGGGGCUGCGGCCCGGGGUGGGCACGUUCGUCUCUGUGCGAGAGGGAGAGUAACGCGGAAGUCCCUGUAAUAAAUGUCACAAUAAAACGAAUGAAUGAAAA